This is a messenger RNA of Drosophila montana, 5365 nucleotides long. RefSeq names its product tyrosine-protein kinase Fer (gene FER). Gene Ontology annotation, molecular function: ATP binding; non-membrane spanning protein tyrosine kinase activity. The transcript has 14 exons. The coding region runs from base 465 to 4463 and encodes 1332 amino acids. The record is from RefSeq and is a predicted model, not a curated record. Gene Ontology annotation, biological process: peptidyl-tyrosine phosphorylation. NCBI's taxonomy places the organism in Eukaryota, Metazoa, Arthropoda, Insecta, Diptera, Drosophilidae.
AUGUUCCCCAGCGCAGUUGAAGUUCUUGUUGCUGUUGCCUGUAGCUGUCUGUACGACUGUGGCUGCGGCUGUCUAACCCGUUUAUGUUUAGAUGACUUGGUAACUCCUAUAUAGACGAACAGCAACACGCACAGACAAUAAUACAUCAAACUGUUGUUUGUGGGGCGCAAGCAGAGUCUGGUCUGGCGUAGUAUCAGUAUCAGUAUCUAUGUAUCCGUAAGAUACACGUACUUGCACUGUACGCCGCUGACGUCGCGUCGUUUCCUUAUUGACUGCCUCACAGGUCGCCGCGUUUGGGCCAAUGUUUAUUUUUGUUUGCUUGCCAGCAAGCGGGAAAAACAAGUUUGGCUCUGUAACAAAAAUGCCCGGCCCAAACAAUAUAAGCAUGCAAUUGUGACUCAUUGGCAAAACAUUCAAAAACUCUAUAAAUUUCGAGCGUUUCGAUAAACAAAUACGCGGCAAAAAUGGGCUUUUCUUCGGCCCUGCAGGGCCGCGCCGCACACGAGGCACUAAUCGUGCGUCAAGACGCGGAACUGCGUCUUAUGGAGACCAUGAAACGAUCCAUCCAAAUGAAAGCCAAAUGCGACAAGGAGUACGCAAUCAGUUUGACAGCCGUCGCUCAACAAGGACUAAAAAUUGAUCGGGCUGAUGAAAUGCAAGGCAGCCUUAUUACAAAAUCCUGGCGAUCUUUUAUGGAUGAGUUGGAUCAACAGGCCAAACAGUUCAAGUUUAAUGCCGAACAGCUUGAGGUGAUCUGCGACAAACUCUCCCAUCUGUCACAGGACAAGCGGAAGGCCCGCAAGGCCUACCAGGAGGAGCAUGCCAAAAUUGCCGCACGCCUCAAUCAUCUUACAGACGAAGUUGUGCGAAAGAAAGGCGAAUACCAAAAACAUUUGGAGGGCUACAAGGCGUUGCGCACGCGCUUUGAAGAGCACUACAUAAAAGCACCAGGUCGAAGCGGUCGCAAGCUGGAUGAUGUGCGAGACAAAUAUCAAAAAGCCUGCCGUAAAUUACAUCUUACACACAAUGAGUACGUGCUGUCCAUCACGGAGGCCAUAGAGGUGGAAAAGGACUUUCGCACAGUGCUGCUGCCGGGUCUGCUAGAACAUCAGCAGUCAGUGCAGGAGAGCUUUAUACUCUUAUGGCGCAACAUACUUUUGGAAGCGGCACAGCAUGGCGAUUUGACAGCCGACAAAUUCAAAGAGAUACAAAAACGCAUCGACACUGUGAUAAGCAGCAUAAAUCCGACGGAGGAAUAUGGAGAAUUUACAGAGAAACACAAAACUUCACCCACAACUCCCUUGCUCUUCCAAUUUGAUGAAACACUCAUCGAGGACAUACCUGGCAAGCUAACAGCAAGCACCCUGACCGUGGACAAUCUAACCGUCGAUUGGCUUCGUACACGCCUGCUCGAGCUGGAGUCGGCAGUGAAAGAGUGCCAGGAGAGACAACUGAAGAUGAUUGAGCAUGUAAAUGGCGGCUCGCCGGUUGCCAAUGGCAGCGUCAUAUCCAACGGCAGCAGCGCUUCCAACGGCAUACAGUCGAACAAAGAUAGUCAGAAUCGCCAAUCAAAGGACCUCAAUGCGCUGCGCUGCCAAGAGAAGCAAAAACAAAAACUGGUUGAUAUGAUCAAGUGCGCACUGAACGAGGUGGGCUGCGAGGAGCUGCCGUCCGGCUGCGAUGAUCAUCUGUCGCUAGAGCAGAACUUUAUCGAGCAUGGCUUUAACAAUGAGCAGCAGCGCUCCAAUUCCACUAACUCUCCAGGCCUGAGUAUAAUGAAUGAGCUGAUGCGGCGUGGUGGCGUUCUCACGCUACUGCGAGGACGAGGUCGCCAUUUCAAGCGCAAGUCGACUCCACAGCCAACUACGCCCAUGGCAAGAGCACGCCAAGGUAGAUUCUCGAAGCUGCAGCCCCGCUCACAAAGCCUGGGAUCGCUGUCGGUAAUUACGGAUGCGCGUAGUCCUGCACGUUACGAGCCAGUUACUAACCCACUGCGUCUGGCGGUCAGCGUACACUAUCUCGGUGAGGAGUUUGUGUUGAGCGCGACACCGCCGGCGCUGCCUCGAUUACGGCGCACGCAAUGUUCCAUGUUGUGUUUGGGCGAGGACGACCAGCCGCUUGAGCCGUUGCCAGCGGCCUCGACCAAGCCCACGCCCUUAAACAUAUUAACCAAUGCUGCCAUUACUAACACUAACAACAACCACAUCUAUGCGGACGUGGAAUUGGACAACAAACCCUCAAGCGCUCUAGUCGAUGCGGACGCAGACAGCAUUGUUAGCGAAAAUGAUUUGGCAGUAAAGCGUCAUCAGAUUGAGAUUGAAAUCAAUCAGGUUGAAUCGGACGAAUCACAGGCAGCGCCACAGGGCUCUAUCGAUGCGCACCUGGACCAGAUUGACGAGCUCAAUCGCGUACUGGACGAUCGCUUAAAGCGUAGUAUGCAGCCCAUAACCCCUGGAGAUGUAAAUGCCAUUGAGAGCGCCGAUGAUAUACCUGUGCAAUCACGCCAGGUUGACCCGGAUACCGGUAGCCAGGCCAAGCGCAGCUCCAGUUCUAGCUCGGAGUGCCGCUCCUCGCAGCUAAGCUCCAAAGAGGGUGGUCAAUCCAAAAAACGCUCACUGUCCUUCACGCAAAAGUCCAUUAGUAACAUAAUAAGCAACAUUAGGGAGUUCUCCAAAAGCCCAUUAGCACGCAUGGCCAAAAAUGCGGCUCUUAACGAGAAGCCAGAUACUUCAAGGCAUCUAAGAGAGCCGAGCCAACUGUCUAAUAGCAGUGAAUCUCACACUCAACACAGUAAUAGUAACAGUAUUCACAUAAAUAACAACAACAAUCGUAAUCCCUGCCAAUCGACAAUCAUUACCAGCACCAUAACAACGACCAUAACAACCACAUCGAAAAUGACGCCGUCCAAGGAAACCUCAAGACUGAAAUUCAAAGUGCCAAAAAUACAAAAGAAAUCGAAAGCCAUACGAAACACAUUUCGUACCAAACUGCUCAGCUUUCAGAUGAGACGUUCCAAGCCCUGCAAGCAAUGUACUAAGCGCCGACGCAUUCAUCCCUGCAAAAGCGUGUUUGACUUUGCCAGGGAGUUCGAGACAAAUCCACUAGAGCAGGCCGAGCUGGAGCAGUUCUGUAGCUGUCCAGCACCGGCGCAAAAAACAAAAGCAAAAGCCAUGCGAAUGUCCUGCCAAAAAGAGCGAUCCUUUGAAGUGCAUAGUUCCGAGGAACUGGACGAUGAAGAGGAGGACGCCAACAACGACAGCAGCAGCGACGAUGUACUCAGCAUAAAGGAGCAUUGCUAUUGUGUGCCCAGCUUGGCGGCGAGUCUCUCGCUAUCUACGAAUCGACCACUAUAUGAGGAGGAGUGGUUCCAUGGCGUCCUCCCUCGCGAGGAGGUCGUACGUCUGCUAAACAACGAUGGUGACUUCCUGGUGCGCGAAACCAUUCGCAACGAGGAGAGCCAAAUUGUAUUGAGCGUCUGCUGGAAUGGCCACAAACAUUUCAUAGUGCAAACGACUGGAGAUGGACACUUUCGGUUCGAGGGCCCUCCCUUUCCCAGCAUACAAGAGCUGAUCAUGCAUCAGUAUCAUUCAGAGUUGCCGGUUACUGUUAAAUCAGGCGCGAUUUUGCGACGACCCGUGUGUCGUGAGCGCUGGGAGCUAAGCAACGAUGAUGUGGUUCUCCUGGAAAAGAUCGGCAGGGGAAAUUUUGGAGAUGUCUACAAGGCCAAGUUAAAAUCUACGAAACAGGAUGUGGCUGUUAAAACCUGCCGCAUGACCUUACCCGACGAACAAAAACGCAAGUUCUUGCAGGAAGGUCGCAUCCUGAAACAAUAUGAUCAUCCAAAUAUUGUCAAGCUCAUUGGUAUUUGUGUGCAAAAACAACCUAUUAUGAUUGUCAUGGAAUUAGUGCCUGGUGGCUCCUUGUUAAACUAUCUACGCAAAAACUCUAAUGCUCUGUCCACACGCCAACAGAUGGGAAUGUGUAGAGAUGCGGCUGCAGGCAUGCGAUAUCUCGAAUCCAAGAACUGCAUACAUCGCGAUCUGGCAGCUCGAAAUUGUCUUGUGGACUUCGAGCAUAGCGUAAAAAUAUCCGAUUUUGGUAUGUCACGCGAAGAAGAAGAAUACAUAGUUUCUGAUGGCAUGAAGCAAAUACCAGUUAAGUGGACCGCCCCCGAAGCGCUUAACUUUGGCAAAUACACAUCACUCUGCGAUGUUUGGUCGUAUGGCAUUCUUAUGUGGGAAAUAUUCUCCAAGGGUGAUACUCCAUAUUCAGGAAUGAGCAAUUCACGUGCCAGAGAACGCAUCGAUACAGGGUAUCGAAUGCCUACCCCGGAGAACACGCCGCCGGAAAUGUACCGUCUAAUGCUUAAGUGCUGGGCUGCUGAUGUCGAGUCUCGUCCGCAUUUUGAUGAGAUCUACAACGUGGUUGAUGCGCUUAUCCUGCGCCUGGAAAAUAGUCACUAGGCGUAGCAGCAAUUCAAUAUAUUCUGCAGCUGUAAUUAUUUCUAAAGCAUACUCAAUGUAGUUCUUAGUAAGCGCUUUUAAAGUAUGAAACGUUUUAGAACUAAGCAACGAAAUGCCUGUAUUUAUAAAAUAUAGUAUACAUACAUUAUAAGAUAAUUACCUAUAUAAACAUAUAUAUUUUUAGCACAUACACGAUAUUUAUAUAAAUAUGCAUAUAUUUUAUAGUCGUGUAACUGUACAUUUUUACAUAUAUGUGUGCCUGCUUGAGUGUAUAUGCAUGUAUGUGUGUAUGCAUUUGCGUGAUCCUGUCCGAUUUGUCGUAACGAAUCCUUAUUGUGCCAAAAACAGCAGUAAAAGAAGCCAGAGAACUUUUCGAAACUCAAUGUGUGCUUGGUGAACUCCUAGCUUAUGCCCUUGAAUUUAUAAUUUUAGUAGUUGGUAUUUAAGUUAAAACAUUUGUAAAUUAUUCAGUCUUGCUGUUUCCUGUUCCUUUAUGGGGUCUUGAAAUGGCUUUUUAUUAACUUGUAUAUUUAUUUAAUGCUAUUUACAUUUAUACUACAUUUACAACUUUAUUAAUAUACAUUCAAGCUCUAAUUUUAAGCUCAAAUAUUUGCAUGACUGUAAAUUUUGUGCAAUAAAAUGUAAAAAAAAAAUGUUCAAAAUAGUAUAUUUAUAAAUAAGUAUAAAGUUUAUCUAAAGCUCUUUGUUAAUUGCCAAUGGAACGUCGGAAAACUCCACUUUGGUAUAGAAUUUCUUAAGCUCGUCCUUUAGCUGUAAACUGUGCGCCCAGUCCACCGUUUCGCAGACGACUUUGACCUCCACCGUAUAAAUAUCGCGUAGCCAGGCUCGUUCAUGCAUAAUGUCCUUAAUUGAUACACCUACUCGAACAAGCCGCGCACAUA